Propithecus coquereli (Coquerel's sifaka) is the source of this 1293-nucleotide messenger RNA. It is a transcript of the gene RRP15, whose product is annotated as ribosomal RNA processing 15 homolog (S. cerevisiae). The transcript has 7 exons. The record is from RefSeq and is a predicted model, not a curated record. Gene Ontology annotation, biological process: maturation of 5.8S rRNA; maturation of LSU-rRNA. The coding region runs from base 1 to 1293 and encodes 430 amino acids. NCBI's taxonomy places the organism in Eukaryota, Metazoa, Chordata, Mammalia, Primates, Indriidae. Gene Ontology annotation, cellular component: preribosome, large subunit precursor.
AUGGCUGCGGCCGUUCAGGACUCACAUGUGAAUGCAGGGGAAAAGCUGAAAAAGUCCCCCAAGAAGAAGAUGAAAAUGGAAGCCAGGGCCAUAGCAUCGGAGCUGGAAGAUGAGGUCAAAGACGCUUCCGACAGCGAAGGUUCUAUAGGAAGCUGUGAAUUGGAAAAGGAUCAUUUUUCUUCUGAUGAUGAAGCAAUAGAAGCUGACAACGAAGAUGAUGUUGAACCCUAUAAUGAAAAUGAAAAUACUGCAGAAUCCAAUGUUGAGACUAAUAUGGGCUGGGCAAAUGCCAUGGCUAAAAUCCUUAACAAAAAAAUUCCUGUAGGUAGACGCGCCAUUCUGAUCAAAAACAAAGCGCUGGAAAAGGAAAAAUUAAAGUUAAAGGAAGAAAGACUAGAGAAGAGAAAACAGCGUGAUAAGAGGCUGGAGUGGGAAAUGAUGCGCAGAGUAAAGCCAGAUGUUGUCAAAGACAAAGAAACUGAGAGAAAUCUUCAGAGAAUUGCAACAAGGGGUGUGGUGCAGUUAUUUAAUGCUGUUCAGAAACAUCAAAAGAAUGUGGAUGAAAAGGUUAAAGAAGCUGGAAACUCUAUUAGAAAGCGUUCUAAGUUAAUAUCAGCUGUUUCCAAGAAAGAUUUCAUCAGUGUUUUGAGAGGAAUGGACGGAAGUACAAAUGAGACGAGUUCAGCUGGGAAGAACCCAAAAGCUAAACAGACUGAAGUGAAAUCAGAAGAGGGUCCAGGUUGGACUAUCCUACGUGAUGAUUUCAUGAUGGGAGCAUCCAUGAAAGACUGGGACAAGGAAAGUGACAAGGGGGUGAAAGCAACGGCGGCGGAGGCUGAUCGGCGGCCGGGUUGGCGUUUCGAGCGAGAGGAGGAGCGGGAGAAGGCGGGAGCCGGAGAGCGGACGCGUUUGCAAGCGGCGGCGGCGGCGGCAGCGGCGGCGGCAGCAACGUGGAGUAACCAAGCGGGUCCGCGCACCGCCCGGGUGGAGGCCACAGCGCGCAGCUCCGGGAGCAGGAUCCUCGCGGCGUCCGCGGCACCCGACCGAGUCCCGAGCGCCGAGCGCCGAGCGCCGAGCGAAGCGCACCCGCCUCCCCGCGGCGCGCCGGGCUCGCCCCCACCCGGCUCAGCCUCGGCGGCCCCCCUUGCAGAGCUCCCGGCGCCCCUCCCGUCAGUUCGCCAGCUGCCAGCCCCGGGACCUUUUCAUCUCUUCCCUUUUGGCCGGAGGAGCCGAGUUCAGAUCCGCCACUCCGCUCCCGAGACUGACACACUGAACUCCAUUUCCUCCUCCUAA